This is a messenger RNA of Dufourea novaeangliae, 408 nucleotides long. RefSeq names its product probable small nuclear ribonucleoprotein G (gene SNRPG). Lineage: Eukaryota; Metazoa; Arthropoda; Insecta; Hymenoptera; Halictidae. The transcript has 4 exons. The record is from RefSeq and is a predicted model, not a curated record. Gene Ontology annotation, biological process: mRNA splicing, via spliceosome; spliceosomal snRNP assembly. Gene Ontology annotation, cellular component: spliceosomal tri-snRNP complex; U2 snRNP; P granule. Bases 119 to 349 code for a protein of 76 amino acids. Gene Ontology annotation, molecular function: RNA binding.
AAUGUGUGAUGGCGUGUAGCAAUUGAAAGCCGGAAGAAAACAAUAAAUAUACAUAUUUCUGUGCAUUUAAUAAACAUAUUGCGGAAUUGUGUGAUCUGAGAAAAACAGAAAUUCAAAAAUGAGUAAGGCACAUCCUCCUGAACUUAAAAAGUACAUGGAUAAGAGAUUAUCAUUAAAAUUAAAUGGUGGAAGGUACGUUGUUGGUAUUUUACGUGGAUUUGAUCCCUUUAUGAACAUGGUUAUAGAUGAAAGCAUAGAAGAAUGUAAAGAUGGCACAAAAAAUAACAUUGGAAUGGUGGUAAUACGUGGAAACAGUGUCAUAAUGUUAGAAGCAUUGGAUAGAAUAUGACCCCAAACAUGGAACAUAUAUAUAAAUCUAACUUGUAUUUUUAAGAGAAUGAAUAAAGA